AUGCCGGUGACGAGGUCGUGGGUGUCGUCGCUGUUGCUGUCGCCAUCGUGGUGGUGUGUGUGUGUGUGUGUGUGUGUGUGUGUGUGUGUGUGUGUGUGUGUGUGUGUGUGUGUGUGUGUGUGUGUGUGUGUGUGUGUGUGUGUGUGUGUGUGUGUGUGUGUGUGUUCGAUACAGAAGCCAAGGAAACGGGAAGGACAGCAGCGAAAGAAGGACAAGAUGACGGACCGGACCAGUUUACAGAGCGUAGAGCUGGAUGGCAGUGCUGACUUGACCUCGGCCCCGCGGUCGCAGGUCAAGGUCACCGUUGUCAUGUGGGUCAAUCAGGUUACCAAUAUCGAUAGCGUGUCGGGGACAUUUAAGAUUGACGUGGAUGUCGAGUAUCAAUGGUUGGACAUGCGCGUUGUCACCAAGAACCCCGAGCCUGAGCUCGUCUACGACGAGUUCAUCUUCCGGCCAGAGAUCGACAACCCCGAAGAGCAAAUCUGGCAGCCCAAUGUCGAGGUCAUCAACAUUGACGAUGGCGACGCCGAAGGCGGCGAGCCGACCUACAUUGUCAAAAAACUGCCUGCUUGGGACUUUCCCCUGGUGACUAUGGAGCGCACUUACCAGGUCACCUUGAAUAGUCCCAUGCAGCUGCGUCACUUUCCUUACGACGAGCAAGUCCUAUCUUUCUACUGCCGCAGCAUCGAUCAGUCCAAGGAAGAGCUCAUCUUUGAGAUUCCCCCUGAUUGCGCCGUACCUGCCAUUCUAGAGUCACGAGCGUCAUACGUGGACAACCUGGCACAUGACGUGCACUUUGAGGAGUGGGACAUGAUUGCAGUCACGGCGUUUGCGCGUGAUCAUCUGUACGAGUAUGUUGCACGCAGCGAGGGCGUGGAUCAGGCCGUCUACUCCGAGUUUCGCCUCUCGUUCCGACUCAAACGUCGGAUGGGCUUUUAUGGUAUCAAGGUCAUUACGCCUACGCUAGUGGUCAUGCUGAUGGAGCUCGGAGCAUUUUUUGCAGAGCCCGAUGACCUAGGGACGCGAAUCAGUGUGUCGCUGACACUGCUGCUGACGGCCGUGGCCUUCCAGUUUGUGGUGGGCGAGCUGUUGCCCAAGAUUUCCUAUAACACCAUCAUUGAUUAUCUCUUCAUCGUCAUGUACAUCCUGAUUACCCUCUCGUACGCGCAAAACAUCAUCGUGUUCCAGCUGAGCAAGAGCCUGGGUUCCGAGGACCUGGAGCUGAUUGACUUCACCUGUGCCGGUGUCUACCUGCUCUGUCUCCUGGUUAUCAUCGUGCUCUACCUCAUCAUCUUUCCUCUCUACUUUCAAGCACCCGAGGCCUUGACCAUUCUCAACAGCCAAGAUCGCCUGAAAAAAUAUAACAUUGAGUGGUCUGACGCUGAAGAUGACGACGAUGACCGCACCGUUGUCUCCAGCAUGUAA
This is a messenger RNA of Monosiga brevicollis MX1, 1425 nucleotides long. RefSeq lists its product as uncharacterized. The transcript is spliced from 8 exons. Gene Ontology annotation, molecular function: neurotransmitter receptor activity; transmembrane signaling receptor activity; extracellular ligand-gated monoatomic ion channel activity. Bases 1 to 1425 code for a protein of 474 amino acids. Gene Ontology annotation, cellular component: neuron projection; synapse; membrane. Gene Ontology annotation, biological process: monoatomic ion transmembrane transport; regulation of membrane potential; nervous system process. The record is from RefSeq and is a predicted model, not a curated record. Lineage: Eukaryota; Choanoflagellata; Craspedida; Salpingoecidae.